AUGAAGGAAUUUCUAUCAAAGAAGAGAAGGUUGCAAGAAGAUGAAACCGUGGCAUUAACAGAAGAAUGUAGUGCUAUUUUGCAGGAGAAACUUCCACCUAAACUUAAAGAUCUUGGAAGCUUUAGUAUCCCAUUUACUAUUGGAAGUAUAACCAUUGGUAAGGCUUUAUGUGAUUUAGGAGCUAGUAUCAAUCUGAUACCACUAUCCAUUAUGAAGAAGCUUGGUAUUGAUGAAGUUAAGUCAACUACAGUUUCUCUCCAAUUGGCAGACCGAUCAAUUAAACAUCUUUAUGGAGUGGUGGAGGAAGUAUUAGUCAAAGUGGAUAAAUUCAUUUUUCCAGUGGAUUUCAUAGUGUUGGACAUGGAUGAGGAUACGGAAGUACCUCUCAUUCUUGGAAAACCAUUUUUAGCAAUUGGAAGAGCUCUCAUUGAGGUUGAACAAGGAGAGUUAAUGUUGAGAGUGUAA
This is a messenger RNA of Abrus precatorius (Indian licorice), 465 nucleotides long. RefSeq lists its product as uncharacterized. The coding region runs from base 1 to 465 and encodes 154 amino acids. Lineage: Eukaryota; Viridiplantae; Streptophyta; Magnoliopsida; Fabales; Fabaceae. The record is from RefSeq and is a predicted model, not a curated record. The transcript has a single exon.